Messenger RNA from Ambispora leptoticha, 1071 nucleotides. The record is from the annotation of a GenBank genome assembly. Lineage: Eukaryota; Fungi; Glomeromycota; Glomeromycetes; Archaeosporales; Ambisporaceae.
AUGCCAAGAUAUGUUCGAAUUGACCCUGAAGAGUUUACUCUUCUUCAACCAAAAGUAUUCUUCCUGUCAAUCAUCGUCAUGACGAUGAUUGUAUUAUUAUUUCAAAGUAACAUAGACAAAGAUAGUCUUAUUGAAUUUUCAAAAAAUAACGUAGUUGAGAAUUCUUUUUGUCUCUCAAGUUUCAAUGUUACAAAAACAUUUGGAUUUCAUAAUUAUACGGAAUAUCUGCGCGGUGAACUUCCACUUAUAAUUGCAGUUCCACAUGGUGGCCACAUUCUUCCCAAAGAUUUACCGGAUCUUACGAAUUGGUACUCCGAAGACUAUAUACGUUUCAAUGAUGUAAACACACAGGAACUUGCUCGUGUUGUGGCCCAGCAGUUAAUGAUCGAGUUCGGUGGUCGUGAAGUCUACAUGGUAAUUAAUCAUUUGAAUCAACGUAAGGUGGACGUCAAUCGACCCUACGAACAAGGUACCAAACCGAAUAUUGAUUCUCCGAUGGAAUCUUCAGAAUCGCAACUUGCUUGGAAAAGUUAUCAUGAAUUUUUGAGGAAUGCCGUCGAUGAGGUGGAAGCACGUUUCGGGAGAGGAUUAGUGAUUGAUUUUCAUGGUCAUGCACACCAGGAAGAAUAUAUCGAAGUGGGAUAUCUUUUACCGGCAGAUUUACUCGCUCUCCCGGUUCACACGCUCAACACAAAUUCUUCAAUUCAUAACUCCUCGAGCAUUCGUUCGCUAUAUUAUCGAAUGUUCGAUUCACAAAUCACAUUCACGUCUUUAAUUCGCGCCGAUGUUCUAUCACUAGGCGGUCGCCUACAAAUGUUGGGCUAUCACACAGUUCCAUCUCAAGCUCAUCAUUAUCCAACGAUUAACGAAAGUUAUUUGCAUGAUGGUGGUGGUGGUUAUUCUGUUCGCACGUAUGGUUCGUCAGAUGGAGGAAAAGUUGACGCCGUGCAGUUAGAAAUACCAAAGAAAUUCCGAAUUGGAAUGGAAGCAUCCCAUCGAUUUGUUGUUGAUUUAGCUGAUGGGAUAGGCUGGUUCUUUAAAACAUAUUAUUGGGGUCGCAUAGAAUGGUAA